AUGGGAAUGUACGGACCAGAGUUUGUCUGGAUUUUAAACCCGAAUGUUGGAACCGUAGAUGAGUGGGUCAUUCAUGCCAACAACACGAAAAACAAGGUAGAGACUCAGGAACAGCUAUGCAACAAGACGCAAUACCAGAAAGCUUUAAAUAGAGCAUUCACAUUUAAGGCACUCACGAUAAGGGAGGACGACAACUUCACUACCUCAUCAAAUCUGGUAAGAAUAUUUCUUUUCGUGAACGCUCCUUCAGUAGAUCUGAUAUAGUACACUUGCAGCGUUGAGGUAAGCUUCCAGGUUAUUUGUUAUGAUCCAAAUUCACAGUAAUUUAGAUGACCAAUUGAAAGAUAGGUAUUUGGCAAGAAAUGAGCUAAUUUUUGAUUUGUCGUACUUCCAUUUGCAGACAGUAUCUGAGGCAUUUUCAAGAUUGGACAUAAAUGAUCUAUCGAGCGAUAAAACGAAAAACCUGGCCACAACUUCGUUUGAUGCUAUGUGGGGCACCAUGCUAGCCAUAAAAGGAGCUAGUGAAACAAAAAACGUUUCUGAUAAAUUGGGAAAGAACACGUACUUCGAAAGUCAGGAAGUAUCUAAAUUUCUGGUAAAAAAACUCACGGAGUUGAACUUUCAAGGACUAACGGUACGUUUUACUUUUUACUGUUUUAUUUUCUAUUUUGUGAGAAAGGCGUGGGAAAGAUGAUUGAACUUAACUUGCCUCAAAGUAUUUUUGUCAUGAUUUUUAGUAGGUAAUUCUGCUAUUUCGUCUUCGCAUAGCCGUGAACUGUUUGGCAUUCUCUUAAGUUCUACACUCGUAGCAAAACAGCUAAGCUGCCAAGUAGACUAAAGUCGCUUUCUUGCGAGACGUCAAUGACGGUAUAAUCACACAUUUCAGUGACGUUUGAGGAGUGACUGUUGUUAGUGAUGUUUACUGUUGUUAGUAAUCUAUAAAUCUAAGCAUCUUCUAUCUUCAUCUUUGGUCUUUGAAUGAAUAAUAAUAACAAUAAGCUAAUGUAAACUAAUAUCUGAAAGACCAUCCCGUCUUAAUGGCAUAUUUGAGGAGUUAGGUCUCAUUUCAUUAUACCUCUAACGCAUUACUUUCCUAGAGUGUCCCUCCCGCAGUAGAACCAGGUUUUUUUAAAAUGGCCUUUUGGUGAUCAGUGCAUUCCUUCACUGAAGAGGAAAAAAAGACCUUAACCUUCAGGGGGCUGUGACAGUUGUAACCGCCACUCGACCAGCCCUAUGAGAGAACACUCGAAGAGUCAAAAUGCUGUAAACGAGAAAUGUAAAAUCAUGCAGCGCCCGUGAAAUAGACAAUGCGAUUUGUGACUAUUUCCAACUACUUACAUAUCCCUAGUGGCAAAACAACUAUUUGAACGGAUCUAUCUUCAAGGUAUUCUGCAGUGUCCUGGCCCCGUCGUCAAUUAAAGCCUCGUGGCUAUAAAAUUUACAAGAAUGAAAUAUAUUAGUAUGUUACAUAUUUAUUAAUUUCCAGGGCCCAGUGUCUUUCAACCCAGACAAAAGGAGAAAAGACGUUGUUAUUGUUCUACAGCAAUACCGAGGUAUAAAUUAUAAGAAAUUUACGGUAUACUCAUUUUCUAAACUGCAUGCAAGAAUUAAAACUAAGGACCGGUUCAUAGACCGGACUUUUCACGAUCCGAACCUAAAACAAAGUACAGUCGAACCUCCACGUGCGACCACCUCCAGUAGGCUACCACCUCCCAUAAGCGACCACCUUCCCAAAAAACCAAAAAUAUUCUCAGUCAAAGCCUUAUACUGGAAUCUCUCGUAAACGACCACCUCCCGUAAGCGAUCGCGACCACUUUUUCGGCUGACAGUUUAGAAAUGUCUAUUGUUUUCAACCUCCGGUAAGCCGCCACUUGGCACAUGGUCUUACAUUGUAAAAAUGGGCAAAAAGGAAUUUAUUCUUUGGCUGUCAUUAUUGUGUACACAUCUAUUACUGUGUUCAUUAGUUCGAUCUAUAACUACAGUACUAACUAUUACCCUUGAGAAAAAGACCCAGAUUUCCAGGUUUCAGUUAAAGAAGUAAAGUUUUUGUUCGUCAGACGUUUUAGAGGCAUUUCUUUACAAGAAGUCACGUACACAACCAAGAUUUUGUAACAACAAAUUUGUAACGCGCGUAAUCUAAUUUAUACUGCUACAUGAGAAAUUUCUGCAAUUUGAUUGGCUUAGAGCAGUGGUAUUUCAGCUUAAUUUGAAAUACGUACAUGUGAAAAUUACAAAUCUUGUGCGGGUAGUAGUAUAAACAAAUAAUAGCACGAUUUGUACGUGAUAUUUGGCAUAAAUACUACUUGUGAUAUUUCAAAAUUGUUUCAAAUUUCACUUGCCUAACGGCUCGUGAAAUUACAUAUAACAAUUUCGAAAUAUAACCCGUGGUAUUUAUGCCAAAUAUCACUACAAAUCAUGCUAUUACCUAUACUAAUUGCCCUUCCGUAAAUGAGCUGUCACGUAGAAUAGCUAAUAAUUUUGUCAAUAAAACUACCAGUAAUUGGCAGUGGAAAGUAAACUUUCGUUAUUUUUUUUUAGAAUAAAUGUACCACUCUAUUCGGCUAGGUUGAAUUAAAAAUUUCGCCCUUGCGGUCAUUCCACUCUUGUAAGCGACCACCAAGCUUAACCUCUAAGUCCCAAUAUCAACAUACAAAUUCUCCAAACUGAUCCUCAUACAUUUCCUUUAAGAAUUAGUUGAGAGAAUUUAAUAAAAGAUCAAAGCAUUUUCUCUUUGUAGAUCAUUUGUUAAUUCUCAUAACCUUAUCUCUUGACAAUGUAUGGAUAUUGUUAGGAGAAAAUUGAUGUUGGUCACCAUUGGGACUUUAAGGGUUAAGCCUUAGCAUUUUGGGCGGUCGCUCGCUUACGAACUUGGGGCCCGUUUCUCGAAAGGCCCGGUAACUUUUCUGGCCCCAAAUUAUAUAUUCGAAUCAAAAUGUGAAGAGUAAAAGCGCGGGAUAUAGCUGACAAACCAGUCCUUUUUGUUUUGUUAACAGAUAGUUUUAUCGAGUUUAUCUGCAAAACUAUUGAAACCUCGAUCUUGAAUGUAAACAGCAACAACUUUCCGGGCCCGUUAAUUAUUGGGACUUUCGAGAAACGGGUCCAUGGUGCAUUAAUUAUGAAAACGUAUUUUGCAAGCAGUUUUACCGAAAUGAACAUUUUUCUCUUUUUGAAUUUACUUCGACCGGAAUUAAGAUUGGUGUCUGAAUCAAUUCACCCGGUCUAAAUAAUUUGGGUCGGCCUUAAUUCCAAUUAGGUUGGGCUCAUGAAAGUUCGGCCUCUGAGAUGGGCCUAAGAACUAAGAAAUAUCUAAAUCCAAUACUUUAAUUCGUAAAUGAGUUUAUUUGCAUGCGCACGAAGCACCAUUAGCCUGGGAGGCAGGCCUUGAAAUGAAGUGUUAAACAGACCUCUCCCUUUUCUCCUUUCACUUUAGUUUCUCCCCCUACCCCCCACCCCCUUUCUUUGCCUCCCCCUCUCCAUUUUGGCUUUGCCACGCACACUAAGUACCAUGGGGAAGAAAAUCUGAUUAUCUAUCCAUGCGAAAAUUAUUUUGUCACUUGACCGUCCAUUUUAACAUCGGAUCAUUCCAUCCUUAUCAGCUAGUCAGCCUUUAUGUAUUGCUACAGUGAAGGAUAUCAUUCAAUUUCUGUUAUUAUUAUUAUUAUUAUUAUUAUUAUUAUUAUUAUUAUUAUUAUUAGAUUAUUGUAAUCAUUAUCGUUAUCAUUAUUAGGUAAUUUAUGUAAAUAGCGCACUGAAAAAAAAGAAAGAUGGCGAAGAUUGAAUAAGCUUAAUCCUCUCCAUUUUUUCUCAUCUUUCACACUCUGUGAAAUCUUUGCCGUGAUUGGAUAUUUAAACCUUUUUCUGACUUCACUAUACAGCAGACUAAGUUUUAGCUUAAGUUCAGGUCACAUUAUCCACACAAAUGAUAUAAAUUUCACUGAAUUUUAUCGCAGAUAAAGAAAACAAAUGGGUGAACGUUGGUGAAUUCUUCGAAAAUGAAAGUGGUCAAUUAACCUUGGAAUUUUAUGAAGGCAUGGAAAAAACAUUAUGGAAAGGUAUGUUUAUAGGCCAUUUCCGAGUUUAAAAACUCUCUCGUUCAAAACGAAGCUAAUUGCAAAACCUUUUUUUGUGAAAAAAAGCUUUUGUUUGCAUGAGAUCAAAAAUAAAAAGAAAAUCAUUUUCAUGUCAAUGGCUUUAUAUUUUGCCUCGUUUUAAAACAGAGGCUUGGGGCAACUCGAAAAUCGCCUCCAUGAAGCGGCCACCUCCACGGUGCCGGCAAAUACAAAAUAAUCUCUGGAUUUCCCAUUAUACUCUCAUGUAACUUGUGUUCAGUUCAAAGGUUCAGACUUAAGAAGUACUCAUGCAUAGUUUGCUGAUGUGUUUUAUAACUGGAAAACCUUGAUAAACCAUCAGACCAAUAGAUAUUUUAUUAACUGUAUACUAAUCGGCCUCGUGUUUUGCUCAAGAUGGACGUGUCCCAAGCGACAGAUCGCAGAUAAUAAAGCAGCGAAUGGAUACUCCGCGUGCGCUCUUCAUCAUCUUCUCAACGGUGGCCUCCUUUGGUAUAGUUCUAGGGAUCAUUUUUAUAGUAUUCAAUCGCUACUACCGCGAUUGCAAGUGAGUUUCAUGCACUCUUUAAUAAAGGAGCAAGAUAGAUGUUUUUCCAGGGUGGGGAGAUACCCCCAUAUGUAAACUACAUUGGUAUUUAUAAAAUAACUAAGAUAGUACUCGCGCUCUGAUUGGCCGAGAGGAGUGUUUGCAUGAGAGUAUGUAAACAUGGUUGUGGCGUCAAGUUGUUUGGCUUUUCGCGCGCUAAUCACGCAAGCACGAAUUUGAAAAAGUUUUCGAGUUCAAAACUCGACAAGUUUACUGUAUUUACCCAUUUCUUCGUCGGCUGAAACAUGGAAAAUCGUUACAAAGAAGGUGAGUCAAUUUUUCUUCGCUUUAGCUGACAUUUUAAGCGAGAAAAAUCCGUAUUUUGCAAAGCAUCUUUUUGCAAAACAAGAACUGAUUACGCGUGCAAGACUUCGUGGACAAGAUUUUGCGACUGGUAAGAAUUUCUCUUUUAAUCAGUGCCAUACAAAGAGUUUUGCGUUUUUUUCUCGGGAAAGUUAUUUUAUAAAAGCAAUAGAAAACUUUUUUCCUGUGUUUGCAUAGCCUGAUAUAAACACUCGAGGUGUUGGGAGAAUUCUCGACAGUUAUGCAAACCCUCGCCUUCGUCUCGGGUUUGCUUAACUGUCUCGAAUUCUCCCAACCCCUCUCGUGUUUAUAUCAGGUUAUGCGAACACGGAAAACGUUUUCUUUUGCUUAAAUCCUGGCUUAGAACCACUGCGCACACACGGGAGCCUAUGACACUAGUGAUGGACUCCUGGCACACAUCAAUCCAAAACGGAUUCGGAAAUAGUGUAGACCUUCGCAAGAGUUAUGGCGGACGUUUCCUGAAUGGCUUUUUAAAAAGAGUUUUCUACGGAAUACAAAGUGUCGCAAGAGGUGAUUGCAGUUUUUAAAAGAGCACGAUCGAUACCGGAGAAGAUUGGCUAAAGUUAAAACAAAUAGUACGGUUUUGGAUCAUGAACUUCAGAGUUUAAAAACAAAGGAACGGCCAGUUUCUUAAACGACUUCAAACCUUUUGGUACAGUUCUGCCUUGUCUUCCACUAAACCUCAGGUUUCCGCAGAUUCUUUUAACAAGAAAGUGAUCGAUAAAAGUCAGCUGCGCUCAAUGCGCGGUGACGUAAAUAACCCACAGUGCUUUUCGAAAAGAGUAGGGGACGUAGAUGGGGGAAGGGGGCUGUUACGGGCCUGCAGUUAUGUAGUUCUGUUGCGGUGACCCUUCCAAAAAUUGGAAAAUCUUAGUACAUGAAUAAAUAAAUAAAUACAUAAAGACCUUUGUCAAAUGUUUGAAGGGGUAGAAAUAUCAUGUGAUGCAGUGACUGACCGAAAUUUAAUGGCAUGUGAGGUUCCACGCAUAAAGUGUUGGAUGGCAAAAAUUAUACGGUUAGGGUCGGGUGAAGCUUAAUUUAUUGAACAAGUCACCCCAAACUCAAAUCCUUAUCACAUAAUUUAUGCCAUUUCUCAGGUCAUGAGGAAACUCGAUCUUUUCUCUUUUUAUACUCUCAAAAAUGAAAAGCAACGAGUAUCAAGAAAUGUUUACCGGUUUUCUUUUCGCAGUUAUGCAGACCUAACGCAAAUGUUGGCCUUUUUUCUAGAUUUAUUAGUCUAUCUGUUCCGAUGUUCAAUGAUAUCAUUGUAUUGGGAUGUAUCAUGUGUUUGAGCACAAUAUAUUUAUUUGGAAUCCGGAAAGUCAACGAUGCCAAUAGAACCAUGCCACGUAUUUGCAAGGUGAGGAGUGACGUUAAUUUCAUGUGGUUAUCUACCAGUCAAACCCAUAACCGCCCCCUUACCCCCCCCCCCCGGGGGUGGGGGGCAAGGGGGGCGAAAAGGAUUUCAUAAUUCUUUCAGCAUUCAGCCUGUGCAACGCGUUCACGGGUCAUUGUUCAUACAUUCACUGUUUUGUUGGAGCAUUUGAGAAGCCCGUUAAAUGAGAGCUUUCUGGAAUGAACAGUUUUUUGAAAUGAACAAACCUCCGUAAGAUAGCUUUCGGAGGCUUAAUUAAGAUAUUUUGAUUGUGCUAAAUAGGAUAUUCAUAUUUGAAUAAACGGUUUGACGCAUGGGGAAAUUUUUGAACAGCUGUCCGUGGGUUGGGAAUUUGACGCUUUUUCAAGCGCUAGACGUUGGAUCAUGCUACCAUCUGAACAGCACUAUACCAACUCACCAGGAAAUUUAACCAAAAAAAUCAAAUGCCUAGGGGGUUUGCCGGGGGGGCAUGGGCGGUUUUGGAAUUGACUGGUACAUAACUGUGGUAGUGGCAGUGUAACGGACUCCCAUAAACUGAGCCAAGAGCUAUUCACAGCCGAUGAAAGGAGAUUAUCUGAGUCAGACGACUAACUUACGCGCGGUCUUAUAUAUAUAUAUAUAUAUAUUAAUUUUAACUACUCUCAGAGAUACUAUCUGUUUUUCUUUUAAUUCUUUAAUUCACAUCAGAAACUCAUCUGUUCACAUUUUAUGAUGUAUCUUAUUUUUUUCAGGCUCGCGCGUGGCUCUUGAACAUAGGAUUCUCCUUGGCUUUUGGAGCCAUGUUUAUCAAAACCUGGCGAGUUUACAAGAUUUACAAAAACAUACGUAUGAGAGUCGGUGUAAGUGUAUCAAAUUUUAAAAUUGCUAGCAAAAAAAACUUAAAAAAUAUAUUGGAACAAAAAAAUUAUUGGAUUCGGUUUCGUAUGAUCUGAAGAAUUGCGCUGAUCUCGUAAUUCUUCAAAUCCUAAUCAGCCUCAACCAAUAAUUGCUUACCGUAUUUAUUCGAUUAAGCGCCCAAACUCGAAUAAGCGCCCAUCCUGUAGGGAAGAAAAGUUAACAAGCAACUAGCCUCGAAUAAGAAUCCAUCCCACCCACUACCAUCUCGCCCAAAAAACUGAAGUGGACAAGAUAGUUGUUUAUCAUUUCCCUACUGCCCAUUAUACUUAUCGUCGACUGAUCCAUUUGCAGACGUUACGCUUUGAAAAAUCGACGAAGCAACACGAGAGAGUUCGCUUAUUGACCUCACUGACAAUGAGAUAGAAAUUGACUAGGUUGUAUUAGGAGACUUCCCUGAGAACAAAGUUCUUAGUCGUUUUUAAAUAAACUGAAAUAAACGGUUACAAAUUCUGCUUUGCCACAUCUUCACGUUUUUUUAUUAUUUACUGUUUUGUUGGGAAAUUAACUUAGUACUUGCUAAAAAUAGCGAAAAUUUAAUAAGCGCCCACUCUCAAGGCUCAGGAAUUUUAUAACUGUCAUAAACACAGAAUCCUUAGUUCAAAUCAUGAAUAAGUGCAUUCUCUCCGCUAUACAAUGGAAGUUGUUUGACUUGCUAAUAUCUAAAAUGUUCCAAAUUUAUCAGUUGGGAUUGUCUGAUUGGCGGAUUCUGGCUAUGGUAUUUGGGAUCGUUGUGAUUGACGUGGUGCUGUUAGUGGCUUGGGAACUUACAGACCCGCUCCAACAUGAAGAAGCAGUCGUGGACAAGAAGGUUAGUGGACAGAUUACAACCUGCUCCAACAAAACUUUUUCAGCGUAUAUCUUACACGAUAUUAGCACUUGUUGAGAGGUGCUUGUAAUGCUGAUUUCAGGUUUAUGAAAUUGCUCUAUUCAUGUGCUUCGAAUUUUUACUGUAUGAUUUCAUGCGGUGAGCGUAUAUGGCCACAUUCACAAAAUGUUAUAUUUCUGUAAUCUUUGGAGGAAAAUUAAACUGGGAUCACAUGGACUUUGAAGCUUCCAAAUAACAGUCAGUAACUAUAAACACUAUUCACGAUCUGAAAUAACGCGUACGUGCUCUCCCGGAAAAGUGACCAGGUCCUUGGUAUUGACGAUUAAUACUUGUAUUUUCGGUUUUCAUUGCAGAAUGAUCCAGGGGAUCACCUCAAAAUAAUAUCUACAAUAAAUACAUGUACGGGGAAAAAUAUGGAAAUGUGGCUGGCAUUGAUUUAUGUUAGCAAGGGAAUUCUUUUGCUUUUCGGGCUGUUCCUCGCUUAUGAGACAAAAAAUGUCGUGUAUGCGCAUUUGAACGACUCGCGAAUCAUUGGAAUUUGUGUGUACAACGUGGUUUUGCUGUCCACUGUUGGGGCGUUCUUGGCUCUAAUUUUGAAGAACGAACAGUAUGUAGAGUCAUACUCCGCACUGAGUGUGUGUAUAUCUUUCCCAGCUGCAACCACUAUAUCGCUGAUCUUCAUACCAAAGGUAAAACCUGAU
Porites evermanni is the source of this 8776-nucleotide messenger RNA. Lineage: Eukaryota; Metazoa; Cnidaria; Anthozoa; Scleractinia; Poritidae. The record is from the annotation of a GenBank genome assembly.